GAAGAAAUAUUUCCACUCCACCGAGAAAAGUUUGAGGAUUGUCAAAAUGCCCGGAAGGCAGUCCCACGGUCGAGCGCCGGCGAAGAAACCAAAGUUGCAGAAUAAGUCGAAGAAAAGAGCUCUCGACGCCUUCUCAAUUGCCUCCCACGAGAAUCCGGAUAGGCUCAAGGUUAGACAACAUCGUCUUGGUGCGCAAGAGGGGGGAAAUAGACCGAAUAAGCGGAGAAAGACUGAGGAAGAUGGAGAUGAUGAGGAAGAAGAUGGAGAAAGCAAACCCAAGCAGCCGCGCAAGAAAAAAGGCAGAUUCGAUGAGUUAGAUAUUGAGGAGGGGAGCGACAGUGAGGGGAAUGAGUGGAAGCUUGGACAGGUCGACAGCGAUGACGACAGCGACUUGGACAGCGACGAAGCUUUUGGAGAGAGUGACGAGGACCGGUUUCAUGGCUAUGCCUUCUCGGGGUCUACGAAGGAAAAAAGCAAGAAGAAAGCUCCUCGUGGGAAAACCUUGAAUCUAGACGAAGACGAUGUUGAAGAAUCAGAUUCCGAGCUCGAAGAAGGAGACCUGGGCGAAGAUGCCGUGGAUUUGGCCACCAUGCUGGAUAUGGCAAGCGAUGAGGACGAAGAAAUGGGAGAUCAGGGUACCGAAGGCUCUUCAGAAGACGACGAGGAGGAUGGCAGUGAUGCAGACUCUUCUAUUUCAUCUGCGGGCGAAGAUGACGAGACUUCCGACCCUGCGAAACUUGCAGCUCUUCAGAACAUGAUUGCAAAUCUACCACAAGCCGAGGAAGGUGGACGAUCAAAGAAGAGAGGCAAUGAAGUGGAAGGCAGCAAGUUACCUGCUCCGGCAAAACUCACAUUGGAAGAUAUGAUGUCUGGAAUCACAGAUGCGCAAGACAGGAAAGCCCUCAAGUUCUUGGAAUCUGCUUCCAGCAAGAAGAAAGCUCGCGGGAAGCUGGAAGUACCUUUGGCGAAGCGCCAACAGGAUCGCCUUGACCGAAGUGCGGCGUACGACAAGACUAAGGAGACUUUGGACAGAUGGACAGACACUGUGAAGCACAAUCGCAGAGCCGACCAUCUGAUGUUCCCUCUACCAGACAACGAAGCUGCGCAAGCCAAGUCCAACAAAGAAUUGGUGCCAACCAAUACCUCAAAGCCAUUCAAUGAGCUCGAAGCAACGAUUCAGAGUAUCUUAGAAGAGAGCGGACUUGCGGCGGCCCAUGGAAAAGAUGACGAAGAUCACAUUCGAGAAUUUGAAGAACUGGAAACGAAUAAGCUGUCCAUGGAAGAGGUCAGGGCACGAAGAGAUCAACUACGAAUGGCACGAGAACUCUUAUUCCGAGAAGAGGCCAAAGCGAAGCGUAUUAAGAAGAUCAAGAGCAAGUCCUACCGAAAGGUCCACAGGAAACAGCGUGAAAAGGAGGAACGUCUCAACCAGGAAGCUCUAGCAGAAGGCGGUUUCGUGCCAUCUGAGGACGAGUUGGAAGCUCAAGACCGCAGACGUGCUCAGGAGCGAAUGGGUGCCAAGCAUCGUGGAAGUAGAUGGGCAAAGGCUAUGAAAGAGACUGGACAAGCAGCCUGGAAUGAGGAUGCGAGAUCUGGAAUCACUGAAAUGGCCCAACGGGAUGAAGAAUUGCGCAAAAGAGUUGAAGGUCGAGCUGUCAGGAGGGAGUUUGAGAAUGGCUCAGAUGAGCCAUUUGAUGAUUCUGAUGAUAUGAGCGAAGACGAUGAUGCUGUGGAGCAGGAUCGCUUGAUGAGACAGCUGAAAAGCGUUGCCGAACCUGACCUUGUAGACGAGUCACUCCCAGGAGCAAGGUUAGCAAAUAUGGACUUUAUGCGUAAAGCCGACGCGGCACGGAAGAAGCAGAACGAUGCUAUGGUUGAAGAUAUUAGACGAGAACUUGCUGGAGAAGACACUCCUAGUGAAGAGGAGGAGAGUGGACUUAUCGGACGGAGAGUUUUUGGACCAGGGAGUGCCAAGGCAGCACAAAAGAAGACCAAAUCUACCGUUGACGUUCUUGAAAUACGAGCAGAUUCGGAGGAGGAUGAAGCUGCUGAGGUACAGAUUCAUGGCACAGACCGAACUACUCCACGGCCUUCUGUAUCGAAGGCCAAGCCUUCAAAGCCAUCACUGAAACCAACUCUUCGAUCACAACCAGUGGAACCACCGGCAACAGAGGGAGGUGCCUGGUCGAAAGUGCCUCUGAAAUCGGCAACCAUCAACGAUGCGGAAGCUAAACGACGUCGACAUAAGAAAAACAAUGCCAUAGACGUGGAAGAACUGGAUCUAUCCCAAGCUGCAGUCAUUGCAAGUAAGCCAAAGGCCAAGAAACCUCAAAAGACAACAACUCUCGAGGUAGAAUCAGACUCUGAUGACAGCGACGAAAAUGCUGUCCACCUACCAUUUGCCAUCCGUGAUCAGGAGUUGAUCAAGCGUGCAUUUGCCGGCGCCGAUGUCGUUGGCGAAUUCCAGAAAGAGAAAGAGGAUGUUACCAAAGAUGAAGAUGAUAAAGUGGUCGAUGAUACUCUUCCAGGCUGGGGCAGCUGGGUUGGUGAUGGUCUCAGCAAGAAGGAGAAAGCAGAGAACAAGGGCAAAGUCCUUAGGAAAAUCGAUGGUAUCAAACCGCAAGAUAGAAAAGAUGCAAAACUUGACCGUGUCAUCAUCAAUGAAAAGCAGGUCAAAAAAAACAACAAAUAUCUUGCUAGCCAACUCCCUCAUACUUUCGAAACCAAGCAACAGUAUGAGAGAUCACUGCGCCUACCUAUUGGUCCUGAAUGGACAACAAAGGAGACGUUUCAAGAUGCCACAAAACCUAGAAUCUUGCUCAAGCAAGGUGUCAUUGCACCGAUGUCGAAACCUCUUCUCUAGAUAUUUCCCAUCAGAGAAGCAAAAUAUGAAUCUUCUUAACAGGCUAU
Molecule: messenger RNA, 2910 nt
Organism: Mollisia scopiformis
Lineage: Eukaryota; Fungi; Ascomycota; Leotiomycetes; Helotiales; Mollisiaceae
Product: Utp14-domain-containing protein
Exons: 2
Coding region: 47-2863 (938 amino acids)
Biological process (GO): rRNA processing
Cellular component (GO): nucleolus; small-subunit processome
Source: RefSeq, a predicted model, not a curated record